Protopterus annectens (West African lungfish) is the source of this 5923-nucleotide messenger RNA. RefSeq names its product ADAM metallopeptidase domain 17 (gene ADAM17). Gene Ontology annotation, molecular function: metalloendopeptidase activity. Gene Ontology annotation, biological process: Notch signaling pathway; membrane protein ectodomain proteolysis. NCBI's taxonomy places the organism in Eukaryota, Metazoa, Chordata, Ceratodontiformes, Protopteridae. The coding region runs from base 109 to 2622 and encodes 837 amino acids. Gene Ontology annotation, cellular component: plasma membrane. The record is from RefSeq and is a predicted model, not a curated record. The transcript is spliced from 19 exons.
GAGCUUUGUAUUGGAGUCACAUGAUGGUCUCACGUCGUGGGGUUCUUCCUUUCACAGGAACUGUACACAGAAGUUUUGGAUUGUGAACUCGUAGUAAAUGUUGCCGGCAUGUUGUUAAUUGUACUCUCGAGUCUGUUAUCGAUUUUAUCUGAAAGCUUUAGUAGCUCAGUGGAUAUGGCUGGUUAUUCAUCGAAACAAGGAAAUCAACAUCUAGAGCUAGAUUCCCUUGGUGCAGUGUUGGCAGACUACGAUAUAAUUUCCUUCUCAAAUGUCCAGCAGCACUCGUUAAGAAAGAGAGAUCUGCAGUCAUCUUCCCAUGUAGAACGGUCGUUAAGUUUUAAAGUAUUGGGAAGGGAUUUCAAAUUAUACUUGACAUCAAAUGCAGAACAUUUUUCUGAAAAAUUUAAGGCAUUAGUAGUUGACGGUAAUGGCAAUAAAAAAGAAUACCAUGUUAAGUGGGAAAACUUCUUUACUGGACAUGUAAUAGGAGAGCAAGACUCAAAGGUACAGGCUCACAUUGAUGGUGAAGAUAUCACAGCUAGAAUUGUUACAGAUGAAGCAGAAUAUAAUAUAGAGCCUCUCUGGAGAUUUACUAACUCAUCCUACAAUGGACGAAUGCUAGCCUACAGAUCAGAAGACAUAAAAGCUUUUACACGUUUAAAGUCUCCUGAAGUAUGUGGUUAUGUAAAACCAAGUGAAAUUCAUUUACUUCCAGAAGGAAUCCCAGACGAGAAUGAUGAAAAGGAAGUAGGAUAUCUUCAUCGUCAAAAGAGACAGAAACAUCCAGAUCCUACACAGAACACCUGCAAAAUGCUUGUUGUGGCUGAUCAUCGCUUUUUUAAGCACAUGGGUCGCAGUGAGGAAAGCACCACAAUCAACUACUUGAUUGAACUAUUUGAUCGAGUGGAUGAUAUUUACAGAAACACCUCAUGGGAUGCAGACAAUGGAAGCUAUAAAGGAUAUGGUGUGCAGAUAGAUCAGGUAAUCGUUCACAAACAACCACAAAAUGUUACAGGAGGAACAAUACAUUAUAACAUGGCACAAAACCACCCACCUGGCAAAGAUGCGUGGGAUGUAAAGAAACUUUUGGAGCAAUUUAGCAUGGAUAUAGCAAACGAAUCUAAAAAAGUUUGUCUUGCACACCUAUUCACUUACCAAGAUUUUGACAUGGGAACACUUGGAUUAGCAUAUGUUGGAUCUCCAAAAGCGAACAGUUGGGGUGGUAUUUGUUCAAGAGCUUAUCUGUCACCUUCCAGGGCCGAGAUGUAUUUAAACACUGGUUUAACCAGCACAAAGAACUAUGGCAAAACUAUUCUUACCAAGGAAGCUGAUCUUGUUACUACCCAUGAGCUGGGACACAACUUUGGAGCAGAGCAUGAUCCCGAUAAUAAACAGGAAUGUGCCCCAAGUGACAGUAAUGGGGGAAAGUAUGUCAUGUUUCCAAUCGCUGUGAGUGGAGACCAUAGGAACAAUAAGAUGUUUUCCAUUUGUAGUAAGGCUUCAAUCUACAAGACUUUGCUUGCCAAAGCUUCAAGAUGUUUUACAGAACACAACAACAAAGUGUGUGGGAAUUCCAGGGUAGAUGAAGGAGAAGAAUGUGACCCAGGGCUUUCUAACCUAUACUCUGAUCCUUGUUGUUCAUCAGCUUGUCAACUCAAACAUAGUGCAAUAUGCAGUGAUAGGAAUAGUCCCUGCUGUAAGAAUUGCCAGUAUGAAAAAGCUAGGAAGAAGUGCCAAGAAGCUAUUAAUGCUACUUGCAAAGGCGAAUCCUAUUGCACUGGCAACAGCAGCGAAUGCCCUCCACCUAGUAAUGCUGCUGAUGACACUGUUUGCGUGGAUUUGGGGAAGUGUAAAAAUGGAGAAUGUAUUCCAUUCUGUGAAGCUGAAAGACAUCUUCAGCCCUGUGCUUGCAAUGAAACUGAGAACUCAUGCAAAGUUUGUUGCAAAGUGAACGGAACAUGUGUCCCUCAGACCACAGGAAAUGACGAGUUCCUCUACCUACGAAAAGGAAAGCCAUGUAUUGAGGGGUUCUGUAAUGCAAAUGGAAAAUGUGAGAUGCAAGUGCAAGAUGUUAUUGAACGAUUCUGGGACUUCAUUGAUAAGCUCAGCAUUAAUACUUUUGGCAAAUUUCUAGCUGACAAUAUUGUUGGAUCUGUUAUGGUGUUCUCCUUGCUGUUUUGGAUUCCUCUGAGUAUUCUUGUGCACUGUGUGGACAAGAAAUUGGAUAAACAAUAUGAGGAGAACACAAAAUCUUUUUUCAAUCCUAGUAAUGCAGAAAUGCUUAGCAGCCUUGACUCUGCAUCAGUCCGUAUUCUGAAGCCAUUUUCAGCAUCAUCUAAUAAUCGUUUUCAGCCAUGUACACCUGUAGGGCAGCCUGUCUCUCUUCCCGUUACAGUUCCACCUAAACUGGACCAUCCAAGAAUGGAUACCAUUCAGGAAGAUCCCAGUAUGGACUCCCACUUGGAUGAGGAAGGUUUUGAGAAGGACCCUUUUCCAAACAGUAGCUCAGCAGCCAAAUCGUUUGAGGAUCUCACAGACAAUCCCAUAAUAAGGAGUGAGAAAGCAUCUUCCUUUAAGCUGCAGCGUCAAGCACGAAUUGACAGCAAAGAAACUGAAUGUUAGUGCACCCACAGUUCUAUGUACACAAUACGUUUUACCAGUUCAGAUAAUGCCACUUUGUGUUCCUACAAGAUGUUGAUAAUAUCCAACCAUACUUUUAUUUUUCCACUGUGAUCAAUGUUAGCUUUACUUUGACUGAUUGCCUGCAAAAUAGUAUCUUCGCCCUUUCAGUUUAACUGAAGCAUGAAAACUUUAUAUAUCCAUAUACUGGAUGCUGACCGUGAUUACUGCCUUUGACAUAGUUUGCAAGGAUAGCACAAACUUUUUAAUGGGGUCAGAUGAAGCAGAGAUAAAAACAAGAUGUAGAUGCUGAAUGUCAUAGAAUUGCCAAUAUGACAAGUUGACUAUUUAGCAUGCAUAAUGAACUAAAAUAUCUGUUAUGGGUGAUAUUCAUAGACAGGCUGCCUAGAAUGCAAGGCAACAUGUAGACAAGAAAUUGCUAGUUCACAUUGUGCUGCCGAGUAGAGGAGAUCUGUACUACUGGGCAGUGAGGGUUUAUAAAGUGCCUCAUUCAAAUACUAAACUGUGUGGAUGUGACCUAUAUAAAUUAAGCUCUUGUGAACCCCUGUGCACUGUCUUGCAUAGAAGGCUUGCAUAGGUUGGAAAUGCACAGACCUCUGUACUAAGCAAGAGAAGUGACAGGAUGCAGAAGUGCAGAAUAAUGUUGUACCUAUUGCAUUCCCAGAAGAAACUCUGCACAGGGUGAAACAGAGCAGCUUUGCCCAGCCAUUUUGCUAAUAGGUAAGUUGCGUAUGUAUGCUAGUGUAUAUUUGUCUGUGUGUGAAUACAGGAACAGAAAUUGAGUGGGUACUGUGACAGAAUAUACAUGACUACUUAGUGUGAGUGUUUGUGUGUAUCUGUGUCUAUUAACUAACUGUUGCGUGAUGCUGAUAUGGAUGCGGAUGUCAGGGAUACAGUGUGUACUAGCACUGGAGUGUCUGUGCAGAUCUGUAUGUUUUUGUCUGUGUUGAGGUCAUUGUUAUCUAACAGGGAAAGCUGAGUAGGGCAUAACUGCAAACUAUUGUUGCUCUGCUUUAGCCUAGGCUUUAUCUAACCUGGUUUAGAUAAGUUAUACACAUUGUGUCUAUGUGCAUUUGUUUGUCUCUGUGGGUGGUUGUAUUUGUGUGUAGAUAUAUAUAUAUAUAUAUAUAUAUAUAUAUAUAUGUGUGUGUGUGUGUGUGUCUGUGUGAGACUAUACAUAUCUUUUAGGUAUGUGUUGAGAGUGAAGGGAGGCUGUGCUUGGUCUUCCAAGAACCUGUUGUACUUUCUUGCAGAGAGUGGUAGGGCACUGAUUUGAGCAGUUGUUUAACCUGCCUGCUUAAACAACUCAAGUUGUACACAUUCACUUAAUCAGAUAUAGCACUACUGCAAAUAUGCAUGACCUUGAAUCACAAUGCAGAGGAGCAGAACAGCUCAAAUUGUGCCUGCAAUACAAGUUGCACUGAUACAGUCAUUUCAAUGAGUUCCACUCCAAGUGUAAUCCACUUUGCCAUGUUAGGACACAGCCAUCAGUAAAGUAAAAAUCCAGAUAAUAUAUUGCAGGAUUUUUUUUCACAAAUGUAAGAUUAUACUCUCUCUCUCACAUUCUGUAACAUCAUAACUUUUAGAAAAGAUAACCCUGCUUGAAGAUUUUGACAAGCGUGUGUGUGUGUGUCUGUGUGUCUGUCUGGUGGAGGGGAUCCUCCUGCAUAGGAUGUAUAAGAGGUCUGCACCACAGUUACCCCAGGGGUUACAUGACACCAGAAAGAAUUACAGAGCUCAAAACACAACUUCACUAUUACUCUCCUGUGUCUGUUCACAAGAUUCCACAGUGAGAAUAAAUACAUAGAGGGUGCAGGAGGGUUUCUUGUCUAGCAAAAUUGUAUCACUCAUUCCCCUUAGACUUAAUGAAAGCACUGUUUUUCACUUUCUUUUCAAAAAUAGCUCCUUCUUUAGACUUAAAAAAUGAUUCAUAUAAUGAAACUAUAAAUGUGUUAUAUUUUGAUUCUUUGCUAAAAUAUUUUCUAUUUUAUUAUGGUGCUUCAAUAAUUGACUGCUAAUCAGUAUAUGUGUGAACCUCAGUAGCAUGCCUUUGAUUUUAAUGUAGCCAAUAUUCUGUUCUUCAGCAGCUUUCUGUCAUCGUUUUUAUCCUUAAUAUUAACCUCACUAAGUUGUAGUGCUCCCAUUCACAGCAUGUGUUCUAAGCUGUAAUUAAUAUGACAUGUGCCUUGCCCUGUCUUUGUCAGGAAAAUAUCUCCUCUGGAUGAUGCGCAACAGGAAGAUUUAACUACUGAGAUAAAGAUUUUCAGUGAAUGGUGUGAACCUUGACUCUAGAUGGACACCUAACCCUUUGUGCAAAAAUGGGGUUGUGGAUGGAAGGAUGGGAUGGUAUGGACAUCCUGAGUGUUUUGCAUGCAGUCAUCUUUUAUUACAUUAUGCCCUUUGAUGCCUGAUUAACAUUUAUAGAUGAGAAGUACUGAGAUCAAGGUUUCAUUGGAUGGUACAGGCAUUGGGAAAGUUUCCUAUGCAAAUAUUCUUUAUUAUUUAUUACAUUGUGCCCUUUGAUGCCUAAUUAAAUUUUAGAGAUGAGAACUCCUAAGAUAAAAAUGUUCAGUGAAAGGUAUUGGCAUUGUAAAAGAUUCCUGUGCAGACAUCAGGAUUACACUGUGCUCAUUAAUGCCCGAUUAACCUUUGGAGAUGAUAAUGUUAGCAGACAAGAGUAGAUUGAGCAUGCGCAGCAAAUAGAGAACACAAGUUCAUGCAAAUUGCAAUAUGUAGUGAGAUAUUUUCCAGUUUUAAAAUGUACUAUUUAACCAUUUUGUGUUUUACUCUCAAGAGUAUCUCAGUGUUGGUGUAAUAUCUUUCCACAGAAAGGAUUACUUUUUUACCCUACACCAAAUGCUACAAAUUCGUGAGUCAGCUCUUAUUGUAUUGAGUAAUUCAUGAAGCGCAAAUCUUAUCUCAGCAACAGAAACUUAAUAGAAUGUUUCUGUCGUAAUGACAGUUGGUGCUGCUGUGCAGUAACUGAAUUGUGUGGGCCUUUAAUGUGACAUUUUGUGCACUGUAGCAAAAUGGGUGCCUGCCAUGAUCAUGGACUGCAGCUCAUGUUUUCCUUAACAAAUGUUACACUAAGCAACUUGAAACUUUGCCAUAUGGUAUUUAAAACUUUACUAUUUUGAGAGUCAUUUUUUCUUUGUAUAUUACCUUUUGGUGUUGUACUGAUUGUAAUUUUAUAAUGACAUUUUGUAUGUGCUAAUAAGUUUUUUCCACAAAUGUAUGAUGCUGAUAUGACAUAAAAAUAAAGUCAGCAUUUUAUAAAUACUAA